GCCAUUGAUCUAUGCACAAACCACACAGCAUGCGGAAUGGCAGAAGUAACGUAGUUAUCAUCUACCUAGGAAAAGGUUAUUUAUGGUAGUGGAACUUGUAAAGUUUCAACUCCGGAAGCCAUUAAUUUUACACCAAUACUGGUAACACUGACUACAUUAACAGAAGCUGGUGGAGCUGAUGGAUCGGGUGGAAGUGAAACGGUCAGUCCGACCACAGACUACAACUGUACUCUUGAUGAUGUGCAUAAUUGCUUUGCGCCUUGUACCAUGAGCAAUGUGAGUCGUGCAAACUUCAGCGAGGCCAAACUCUCUGACAGCGAACGGGAGAAUCUUCUUGAGAUCCUUCGUGUCUUGAUAAGUCUGGAUGAUGGAGAAACCAAUACGUUGCCAGAGAUCACUGCCCUUAUAAGGCUUGGGUUGGAUGUGUUUACAACAUUGACGAAUGAUCACCAAAGUUUGACAAUUGAGGAGGAGACAGAAGUUGUUGCUCUCACUGAAGAAGUCUUGGCGUCCAUUGCAGGAAAUUUGGAACUCGGGAACUGUGUGAAAGAUGAGGUUGAAUCAAACUCUGUCUAUAUUUGCCAUGACACAUCAGAAAACAUCGGGAAUAAAUCAAUUUUUACGUAUGAAAUUGAGAAUGGUGAUACAGAAAAAGACUACCAAACUGAAAACUCAGAGAACUUCAAAGAUAGGCUGAACUUUGACCUCCAAAGUGACAACGAUGACAUCAGUUUUGUGGUGUUGAGGACUGAGAACCAGAAAGGUGUUGAGGUUAUGAACGAGGAAGAAAUAAGUGGUGUACGAGCACCCAGCAGUACUAAGUUCAUAGUAAACAGUGCUUUCUUAGCAUUCUCUCUCUAUGUUGAAGGCAUCAAGACAUCAGUACCUGUCAACUACACACUUUAUCAUCAUGUCGAAGCAAAGGAUGAUAAGAUCUCAAUACAAGGACUUGGUGCCAUCACAAGACAGCCCAUGUGUGUCUUCUGGAAUGACACAAUUUCGAAAUGGUCUUCUAAGGGUUGUUGGUUGGCACAUGAAUCGCCAACAUCCUACUCUGAUUGCAUCAGUAAACAUUCAACGAGCUUUGCAGUCAUUUUAAAGAUCACCAGCGACAAUGAAGGUGAUGAGUUCAUAUUGGAGAUGCUGACAAAGAUUGGGUUUGGGGCAUCAAUCCUUGGUCUGGUCUGUACUCUAGCCAUCUUCUUCUACCUGAGGGAAAUGCUGCAAUUUGAACGGAUCUUCAUGCAUACCAACUUGGCAAUAGCCAUCCUGGCAGCUCAAAUCUUAUUCUUGUCUGGCAUUGAUAAAACAGAAGACGAAGUGACUUGCAAGAUCAUCGCCCUGUUUCUGCAUUACUUCUACCUGUCUGUCUUUGGUUGGAUGUUGGUAGAGGGGGUGCAUCUCUACAUGAAGGUGGUCAAAGUCUACGGCAGUGAGAACAUUAAGAUGUACCGCUACGUUCUCAUCGGCUGGGUCGCUCCGGCCAUAAUAUGUGCCAUAUCUUUAGGUGCAAACAAUAAAGGAUAUGGGACAGACCGGUGCUGUUGGCUUGAUACUGAUGGUGGAAUGAUUUGGGCUUUUGCUGCUCCUAUCUUGGUUGUUGGUCUGAUGAAUACGGUUGUAUUAGUGACUGUUCUACGCAUUGUGAUGAAGUCAGCUCAGAUGCAAAAUAACAACAACAUGGACCACAUCAAAUGUGGUGCUAAGGGUGCCAUGGUGCUGCUACCGAUCCUUGGUGUGACGUGGCUCUUUGGUUUGAUGAACAGCGUGAAUAUUGUGUUCCAGUAUCUGUUCACUGGUCUCAACUCUUUCCAAGGACUCUUCAUUUUCUUCAUUCAGUGCGUUUUUAACAGUGAGGUAAAAGCUGCAUUUUCUCGUAAGAGGGCACAGCAUAAACUGGAAAUGGAGGUUUCAAAUAAAUCGCAAGGAGAGACUACAACAUCAAGGAAGUCCAACACUGAUACUAGUGACAGGAACGUUGACUGCUCAGAGGAAUGCACAGAGAUGACUCAGUACUCUCGAGGCUCCUCAUUCAGCACACAAGGGGCUUCUGCUGUUGCUACGGGAAUACACACACCAAAAAAGAAGCGCCCCAUGAGUGGGAAAGUUGCACCAAUGCCGAAGACAACACCAACUGAUGUUGAAGGUUUUUAGUGAGGUGGAAAUAUUUCUCAGUCACUUUGUUCUUGUGCUAUCGUCAGAGUGUUCAAGAUUGAACAAUGCACGAUCGGAGCGGUAAUUAAGUUCUCAUGUACCUAACAUAGGACCACCAAAACAUUCCAUUGAAAGUUCAAAAUACUAAUGAUGUGGUCCAGAACAUUCUGGCAGUCCCAUGGAUUGCGGGCAUGCGCCCACAAGAAUGCUCUUUUUCGCCUUAAGCAUACCUGAUUUUUGAGAUGCUACCUAACAUGCUCUGAAUUUAGUAAUAGAGGUAAUGUCAAUAAAUAAAUUAAUAUAUUUCAUCUUUUUUCACCACAAUUGUACAUAAAGAAAAAUAUCGCUUUUUCUAUUUUUGCACAUAAGCGUUUCAUAUAAUGUUUCAAUACCUUAGGUUUUUUACCAUAUUACUUUUAAAACAUUCAUCCAAAUCAAGAUGCGUUCUUGAAAACAUGACACAUGUUUGUAAUUUCACGGAUUGAUUCAGGGUUUUUUGUUUUGAUCUUAAUGGUAUGAAAUUUCAUCUGUAGCUUUAAAGAAAUAAAAAUGUGCCAAUUUUCAAUCUAUUUUCACUUAAAUCCAUAAUUUCACUUGUGAAGGAUAUAUAUUAGGUCGUAUAUAGGUACAUAUUUUAAAAUAUAAUAUUAACGUGAGGGAUUGGAAUUCAUACAAGAUUCUCAUAUUCCUAAUUUCUUGUGAGCUUAAAGACCUGCUUGAACGAAAAUGUCAAGUCGUGAACUUUGCUGAAUUCCACUUAAAAUGUUUUCGAUGAAU
Messenger RNA from Asterias rubens (European starfish), 2931 nucleotides. RefSeq names its product adhesion G-protein coupled receptor D1-like. NCBI's taxonomy places the organism in Eukaryota, Metazoa, Echinodermata, Asteroidea, Forcipulatida, Asteriidae. The record is from RefSeq and is a predicted model, not a curated record. Gene Ontology annotation, molecular function: G protein-coupled receptor activity. Gene Ontology annotation, biological process: adenylate cyclase-activating G protein-coupled receptor signaling pathway; cell surface receptor signaling pathway. Gene Ontology annotation, cellular component: membrane. Bases 268 to 2154 code for a protein of 628 amino acids. The transcript is spliced from 21 exons.